UUAUAUAAAGAGUUAAAUAAUGCAUAUAUUGUUACAAAUAGUGACAAUUAUUUGGUUGAUUGACUUGAAAUUAGUCAAAACACUGGACAAUGGUUUAGUACGGACGCCACCGAUGGGGUGGAUGUCGUGGGAACGGUUCGCUUGUAAUAUAGAUUGUGAUAACUACCCGAAUGAAUGCAUUAGUGAACAGUUGUAUAAAGAUAUUGCCGAUAGACUGGUGGCUGAUGGCUAUAAAGAGGUUGGCUAUAACUAUGUAAAUAUAGACGAUUGUUGGACUGAAAUGACUAGAGAUCCAGUGACCAAACGGUUAGUUGCAAACCACAAACGCUUUCCAAAUGGCAUCAAAGCACUGGCAGAUUACGUACACUCCAAAGGUUUAUUACUCGGAAUUUAUGGAGACGUCGGUACAAAAACAUGCGGCGGAUAUCCCGGUGCGAGAGGAGAGGAUGGCACUGAUUACGAUACCAUUGAUGCACAGACCUAUGCUGAAUGGGGGGUCGACUCACUAAAACUGGACGGUUGUUAUGCGGACACAAAAAACAUGACAAACAUGUAUCCAGAAAUGAGUCGCGCUUUGAACUCAUCCGGUCGUGCCAUAGUAUAUGCCUGCAGUUGGCCCGCCUAUCAAAUCGGACAAAAUCCUGACUAUCGAAGGAUAGCUCAAUAUUGCAAUUAUUGGCGAAAUUUUGACGAUAUUAUGGAUUCGUGGACUAGUGUUACAUCUAUUAUCGAUUUCUAUGCCAAAUAUCAAGACGUUUUAGUUAAAUAUCAUGGUCCAGGAGCUUGGAAUGAUCCAGACAUGUUAAUCAUUGGAAAUUUUGGACUUAGUUUAGAGCAAAGUAGAGCUCAGAUGGCUUUGUGGGCCAUUUGGUCGGCGCCUCUGUUAAUGUCUAACGACUUGAGAUCAAUUGGUGGACAAUAUAAAGAAAUUUUGCAAAAUAGGGAUAUAAUAGCUGUAAAUCAGGACAAACUUGGAAUUCUAGGCACAAGAGUCCACUCGAAAAGCGGAAUUGAAGUGUGGGUUAAGCCGAUGACACCAAUUGUUAAAGGAGUGAACACGUAUGCUAUCGUCUAUUUAAAUAGGGUUGUGUUGGGAACACCUCUUAUUAUAUCGUUUAAAUUGUCAUCACUUAUUGCUGGACUACCAUCUGAACCAUUAUAUAAUGUAUACGAUUUGUACGACAACUCCAAAUUAAUAGGAAAGUUAUCCAAUGACCAGAACCUGACUCUUAAGGUCAACACAUCGGGAAGCGUACGAAUGGUUAAGUUGACACCGGUUUUCAAAUCAGAUGAGAUUGAAAAUGAUUUAAAUUAAACCAAAAUUAACAUAAUUAUUGUAUUUUAUAAAUAAUUAUACUGUAAUACUGUAUGAAUAUUACAUUAUUGUUACUUAUGUAUUAUUAAUUUAAAUAUUGAAAUAAA
Molecule: messenger RNA, 1422 nt
Organism: Oppia nitens
Lineage: Eukaryota; Metazoa; Arthropoda; Arachnida; Sarcoptiformes; Oppiidae
Product: alpha-N-acetylgalactosaminidase-like
Exons: 6
Coding region: 20-1315 (431 amino acids)
Biological process (GO): glycoside catabolic process; oligosaccharide metabolic process; glycosylceramide catabolic process
Cellular component (GO): cytoplasm
Molecular function (GO): alpha-galactosidase activity
Source: RefSeq, a predicted model, not a curated record